Zasmidium cellare ATCC 36951 is the source of this 1038-nucleotide messenger RNA. RefSeq lists its product as uncharacterized. The transcript is spliced from 3 exons. Gene Ontology annotation, molecular function: oxidoreductase activity. The record is from RefSeq and is a predicted model, not a curated record. NCBI's taxonomy places the organism in Eukaryota, Fungi, Ascomycota, Dothideomycetes, Mycosphaerellales, Mycosphaerellaceae. Bases 1 to 1038 code for a protein of 345 amino acids.
AUGGCAGAAGGCAACGUUCCAUCCCAGAUGAAGGCCUGGCAGUUCACGUCAACACAGGGAGGCAUUGAAAAGAAUUUGAAGCUCAACCCUGCCGCUCCUCUCCCUAAGCGAAAGCCUGACCAGCAUUUAGUACAAGUUAUUGCAGCAGCGCUCAAUCCAGUUGACUACAAGCCCGCCGAAGUCCCGCUAGUCACCCGCUUCUUCCUCCCUAAGCCAGUAACCCCGGGCCUUGACUUUGUCGGCAAGAUUGUCCAGCCGGCCGAUGGUUCUCCUCUCAAACCAGGCCAGAUUGUAUUUGGCGCUGCAGGUAACGGCUUGAUUGGCGGUGCUCUCGCGCAGUACGCGGUCGCAGGCAAGUCAGGAGUGGCCUCAUUGCCACCAAGGGUUGACCCAACCUGGGGAGCCACCGUCAAUGUUGCUGGACUUACGGCCUACCAGUCGAUCGUGCCGCAAGUCAAAGAGGGAAGCAACGUGUUCAUCAAUGGUGGCAGCGGUGGCACGGGCGUCUUCGGCAUUCAGUUCGCCAAAGCCAAGGGUUGCUAUGUCACCACGACAUGCUCGACACCGAACGUUGAUCUCUGCAAGAGCCUCGGCGCAGAUGAAGUGAUCGAUUACAGGACGUCGGAUGUUCUCACUGCGCUGAAGUCAAGCGGGAGAAAGUACGACCAUGUCGUCGACAAUGUUGGCCAUGACUUGAAGCUGUACUGGAAAGCACAUGAGUUCACCACCCCAAGCGCAGUCUAUGUUCUUGUGGGCGCCACAAUCUCGUUUGGCUUCUUUGGCGAACUCUUGUCCGCAUGGAUGAGACCAGGAAUUCUUGGAGGUGGAAAGCGAAAGCUUUCACAAAUCUUUGCCGCACCGUCGGAGGAGCAGCUGGGACAAAUUGGCAAGUGGUUCGAGAGCGGCCAAGUCAAGCCAGUUUUCGAUGCCAAGUUCAAGUUCGAGGACGCGCCAACGGCAUUCGAGAGAAUGAAGACUGGCAGGGCGAAGGGAAAGAUUGUGGUGGAGGUUGACUUGGAUGCAGCCAAGAAACCUUGA